Molecule: messenger RNA, 2294 nt
Organism: Zea mays
Lineage: Eukaryota; Viridiplantae; Streptophyta; Magnoliopsida; Poales; Poaceae
Product: WRKY transcription factor 6
Exons: 5
Coding region: 513-2138 (541 amino acids)
Biological process (GO): regulation of DNA-templated transcription
Molecular function (GO): sequence-specific DNA binding; DNA-binding transcription factor activity
Source: RefSeq, a predicted model, not a curated record
AACAAAGCUCGUAUUCAAAAUGUGGUGCGGUCGUGGUCGUGUGGACAUGCUAGCUACCAGAGGAGACUAGCAAGAAGAGAACGGUCAGUCGCCCACGCACGUACGCACGCAGACGCCGACGAGGACGGACGGCGUGGAAAUUGGAAGAGAAAGAGAGAGAGAGAGAGAGAGAAAGCGAUCCGAUCCGGUCGUCGUCUCGUCUCAUCUCUCCGUCGCCGGGCCAGUGAGGAGGCGCCACGGCCCCCACUGACGCAGCUCCUGAUGUCAUGUCUCAAGCCUGUUACCCAGUCGUCGCGUCGCCGCCUUCUUCAAUUCUUCUUCCCUUAUUUUGUUUUUAUUUUCUACUGUAUUAAUUUUGUUUUUAUAUAUACGCGGUCAGAGACUUGUUGCUCCUUUCUUUUCUUUCUCUUGCACCACACCCUUCCUCCUCUCCUCUCCUCUCCCCUCUCCUAAACCGCUCGGCUGGCUCUACACCUGCAGCUAGGCAGCCGACGUCGGACUUGGGAUCUUGCAUGGACAAGGCCCACCUCGGAGGAGGCCUGUUAGCUCUCGACGCGUCGCCGCGGCCUCUCGGCUUCCUCAACCUGCUAUCGCCGCCGACGUCGUCCCCGCCGUUUCACAGGACAAGAACGAUGGAGGCCGACGACGUCCCCGCCGUUCCAGGCAACAAGGGCCGUAGGUCCAUCGAGGUGGACUUCUUCUCCGACGACAAGGACAAGAAGAGCGCUGCCGCUGCAGCUAACGACAAGAAGGAAGACCUGACGACCAUUAACCUUCUUCCCGGCAGCAACGCCAACGACGACGACGACGACGAGGCGGCGACCCGGCUCCGGCUGCCGAACGACCAAGACAGGCAGAACAGGAACACCAACGAGCUUUCGGCCAUGCAAUCAGAGCUUGCGCGCAUGAACGACGAGAACCAGCGGCUGCGCGGGAUGCUCACCCAGGUCACCACCAGCUACCAGGCGCUCCAGAUGCAUCUCGUGGCGCUCAUGCAGGCGCGGGCCGACGGCCAGCCGAUGAUGCCUCCUGCAGUGGCCCAGACACUGCCGGUGACCGACGCCGCUGCUGUCAUGCCAUCGCCGAGACAGUUCCUCGGCCUAGGACCAGCGGCGGCUGCCGAGGAGACGUCAAACUCGUCCACGGAGGUGGGCAGCCCGCGGCCGUCGUCGUCCGCAGGCAGGCGGCAGGACCAACAGCAACAGGCGGCGGAGCGCGGCGACAGCCCGGACCCGGCGGAUCCGUCGACAACAGCAAGGCAGCUAGCGCAGCAGCAGGAGGCCAGCAUGAGGAAGGCGCGCGUCUCGGUGCGCGCGCGAUCCGAAGCUCCCAUCAUCGCCGACGGCUGCCAGUGGCGCAAGUACGGGCAGAAGAUGGCCAAGGGCAACCCAUGCCCGCGAGCCUACUACCGGUGCACCAUGGCCAACGGCUGCCCCGUGCGGAAGCAGGUUCAGCGCUGCGCCGACGACCGCUCCAUCCUCAUCACUACCUACGAGGGCACCCACAACCACCCGCUCCCGCCCGCCGCCGUGGCCAUGGCCUCCACCACCUCCGCCGCCGCCUCCAUGCUGCUGUCCGGCUCCAUGCCCAGCGGGGACAACUUCCUGGCGCGGGCCGUGCUGCCGUGCUCCUCCGGCAUGGCCACCAUCUCCGCCUCCGCGCCAUUCCCCACCGUCACGCUCGACCUCACCAACGGCCCGCCCGGUGCUCCUCCUCCCGCGCGACCGCCGCCGCACCUGCAGGCGGCCGCGCUCUACAGCGCCACCCACCAGGCUUCGUCCAAGUUCUCCGGCCUGCACAUGUCAUCGUCAUCGACAUCGGAUAAUAUUAACAAUGUUGGCACUACUACCAGAGUCGUCGCGCCUGACGCGCCGCCGCACAUGAACACCGUCACCGCUGCGGCGGCGGCGGCCAUCGCCUCGGACCCCAACUUCACGGUGGCGCUGGCGGCGGCCAUCACCUCCAUCAUAGGCGGCGGAGGCCAUCCAGUUCCGAUUCCAAUUCAUCAUGGCGGGCAGGGGCAAGGACGACAGCAGCAGGGCCUGACCCCGACGAGUAACAGCAACGCCAACAACAACAAUGCGGUGGUCACGAGCAGCAGCAACAACACUGCCACCAGCAACAGUGAGACCCAGUGAUGUUCAAAAUUAAGCUGUAUUGUUGAUUCAUUGUUCCCUAACUUUUUUUUUACUUUAUUUCGUUUCUGCUAGCUAGAUACAUUACACCUACUAGUAUGUAUGCUAAAUAAUACUCCGUGCGCCCCAGAAUAUAAUUCUUUUUAGCUUUUUUUUCUC